Salvia hispanica is the source of this 952-nucleotide messenger RNA. RefSeq lists its product as uncharacterized. NCBI's taxonomy places the organism in Eukaryota, Viridiplantae, Streptophyta, Magnoliopsida, Lamiales, Lamiaceae. The record is from RefSeq and is a predicted model, not a curated record.
AAAAUAUUAAAGGGACUUUCUCAGAUAGUAAUUCUCUGCCUUUAUCGCUGAUUAAACCCCACAAGAAAUGGCGCUCAAGCUCAAUGCUUCGGCUGUGUACUCACUGCAGAACCUUCAAUUACGUCAUACACAUCAGAACUGCUUAUGGAGUUUAAAGCCAAACCGAUUGUAUCAGAAUACUGCAAGAACUUCGUGCAGUAUGAAUAUGGCUGCCAAUCAGCCAGGUGAUCCUAAGAAAAUGGGCAUCGCUCAUAUUGUGGACAAAGCAAGAAGUUUGUGGGAUACUUCUCCUCAGCCGGUCAAGACCUUUCCUUGGAACAGAACAUUUAAUCAUUUCAUUCAACUUGUUCUCGACCUUGUCUUGGCAGUUAUCAGAAUCCUUGCCCUACCUGUAUUUUCCAUUACAUCAAUCAGCGAAAUAUCUUAUUGUGCGCAUGAAAGGAAGCUAUACCUUGUCCCACUUCCGUUUCUAGUUGGUGUCGCUGCAGCUGGGGUGUUACAAAAUGCUGCUUUGGAAUCGUCUUCAUAUCUCAAGUAUGCAGAAGUACCGUGGCAUCUUAUUGCUCUUCUGAUAUUCUUUGCACUGCUCAAGUUUCCUGGCCCUUAUUACCCUUAUUGGGGCCGUAUAUUCAUUCCUCACAUGGCAAACGGAGCAAUUUUGAGGACAUUGUGGUUCUUGUUUCUGUGGUUCCGAAAGCCCCAAAAGACAGCAGAAAAUAACCACGCCAACUCUGUAGUCGACAAUCCUGAAGCAGACAAGGUCUUGUAGCAUCGUAAAAUAGGUGUAGAAGCAGUUUAGCCCUUCGGCCAUCAGCUCAACUAUUUGGAAGAGGCUUAGGUUUUACCCAUGUUUGAUAUUAUUUCAAGACUCUUUUACCUUUUCUCUCUGUAUUCUCGAGUGGCUGCAACAGAAUACCAUUUAGUAUUACAAUUUUCAUGCCAUUUACUAGCC